ACAAAAACUUGAUACUAUUUAUGAGUUUUGGUUGGUAACAAUAAUCUGAUCACAUGAUCUGAAUAUUCAAAUACACAGUAGAGGUAAACACGCACUUAAUUCUUUUCUAAAGUAGAAGUUUUACUGAAAAGGAAUUACUAUAACUUUCAGAAAAGCAAUGCAGCGAUUACUUCUUAGGAUUUUCGUUUUAACUAUGAUUGGAACUAUUGAGGUCAAGUGUCAAAAACCUGAUGACAAAUGGUGGGAUAUUCUGAAGACACAAGGAUUAGCUUGUAAAAAUGACACGUGUAGAAGAAACGACCCGACAUGCGAGUGCUAUUUAACAAUAGAACACAGGUUAACCAUGAUGAAUGAAAAGGACAUGAUUUUACUCGUGCCUUCCGGAGGUAGAUUUCGGCCAUUCAACGACUUGAAUAAAGAGUAUAGCCAAGAAGAAGAAGAAGAAUUUAUCUCUGCAGACGGAUAUGGAUCUCGUAUGGUUAUAGCUGUCAAUCGCCGGUUUCCGGGUCCUCAAAUAACAGCAUACGAGAAUCAAAAAAUCAUUGUACACAUGCAAAAUUCAAUGCAUACCGAUAGUACAACAAUUCACUUUCAUGGUAUACACCAAAAGAAAACACCGUGGUCUGAUGGUAUCGCUUUUGUUUCACAAUGUCCAAUCUUUCCGGGACAAAUUUAUACAUAUUCAUUUUAUGCAUCGCCAUUUGGAACAAGUUUCUAUCACGUACAUAUUGGAGAUCAACGAAGCGCAGGACUUUAUGGACCACUGGUUAUUAUACCAUUGUCAACUUUGAAUAUAUCUAUUCCGCAGGAUAAUAACAAUGGAAAAGUACACACGGUUACCAUUCAGGACUGGAAUCACUUUGAUGAUCCGGAAACAUUGUACCAACGUAUGGUGUUCGGUAAUUUUGACCUUCAAGAAAAUAAACAAAUUAAUACUACAUCUGAUAUAUCGGGCGCUUAUUUUACUCGUUUUCACUGUCAUUCUGGCAUAAUAAAUGGAAAAGGUCGUUUUUACAAUUCACUAACGGCACAUAACCAAGCACCGCUGACAAUAUACGAUGUUGAACCGAAUACAGAUUAUCGUUUUAGAGUCAUAGGUGCAGCAACUCUAUAUCCCUUUCGUGUUUAUAUUCAAGGUCAUAGAUCAAUUCGUAUAGUUGCAUCUGAUGGAUUUGAAAUUGAACCGAUUGAAGUAGAAUCCUUGAUCAUACAUCCUGGAGAAAGAAUUGAUUUUAUUUUGAAAACAGACCAGGUGUCGGGAAAUUAUUUAUUGGUAGCGGAAACUUUAGAAGUAGAGCCAGCCUCUUUGAAUCAGUAUCACGCAGCCGAAGCCAUUAUACAUUAUACUGACACAACGGUAAAUCUUAAUCCACCAAAAGGAUCACCAAAUAGUUGCUCACAGCUAAAAAAAUGUAAGAUCUUUAAUUGCCCAUAUCUUUAUUAUCCACCAGAUCAAAACAGAACAUGUCUUACCUGGAAUGACGUCAAAACAAUAGAUCCUAAUUCAAAUAUUGAUGAAGUUAAAGGAGUGGCAAUAGAACGAUUUUAUAAUUUCGCUUUUCCGGGGGAGAAUGGUUACACUCCAGGGUCAGUAAAUGGACAUCAAUUCCUUCUUCCAACUGUAGCACCAUACGCCGAAUGGGAUAAGGUUGAACAAAACUGUGGUGAAUGUAGCGAAUCAAGUAUCUGUGAAUGUACAUACUACGACACAAUAGAUACAGAUAAUACCGAUCUGGUGUAUCAAUUUGUUUUGACAAACAUUGGAAAUGGAUCAGGAUGGUCUCAUCCCAUUCAUUUACAUGGCCAUUCGUUUUACGUCAUGAAAAUGGGUUUUGCCUCUUAUAAUCCAUCAACCGGUCAAUUGAUACCGGAUAGAGGGCAGGAUAAACAAGAUAUUAUAUGUAACGAUGGGAAAAAUUUCUGUAACAAUGCACAAUGGCAAAAUUCGACAUGGUCAAAUGGAAAUCAUCCAACGUUAAAUUGGGAUAAUCCACCUCAAAAGGAUACAAUUAUUGUACCGACAGGUGCAUAUGUUGUCAUCCGAUUCAAGGCAGAUAAUCCAGGCCUCUGGUUUUUUCACUGUCACAUCGACCUUCACAAUACCAAUGGUAUGGGAAUGAUGAUCAACGAAUCUCCUAAGUAUCAUGAAAAAGUACCAAAAGACUUCCCCCGAUGCAAGAAUUAUAUUGUUAUUAACGGGGAUGGAUUUGAUACUGUUACACCAUCAUUCGUCUUCAGCCUGUCCUUAGUGGUAUUUGUGUACACUGAAAUGAUUGUAUAGUUUCCCAUAUAAAUUAACUUUGAUGUAAAAAGGUAACUUAGUGACACAAAGAUAAUUCACGCAACUCACCGAAUUAUUUGUUUAUGUUGUAUACACCACAUAUUGAUAAGUUAGGAUUAAUUAUUGUGUUAUUCAUUAUACGAAAGUAUAAAACACAAAGUGUAACAAUUUGCAAGGUCUUCUUCAUGCAUUCCAUGUAUGUAUGAAUAUUCCUACCUAUGCAUGAAUCGCGAUUUCA
Molecule: messenger RNA, 2519 nt
Organism: Mytilus trossulus (common blue mussel)
Lineage: Eukaryota; Metazoa; Mollusca; Bivalvia; Mytilida; Mytilidae
Exons: 3
Coding region: 158-2281 (707 amino acids)
Molecular function (GO): oxidoreductase activity; copper ion binding
Source: RefSeq, a predicted model, not a curated record